CAAUCUACGUGCAGCAUCCGCUUUGACACUAUUGUCUGCAUAGCUCCAUUGGAGUUUGUUUAUUAACUUUUGGGAAAACAACAUACAGGUGCUAUUUGUUCUUGAAGAUGCUGGGCUAUAGCUUUCUGCUUUUUUGGUGGCCGAUGUUUUUGAUUGCGUCAGCCGAUAUUCGUUUCUUGAAGCAGAAUUCGAAGGAAUGUGAGCCUUUGACAAUCAACUGCAUCUGUGGACCACCCAAAGUUCCGAAAGUUAUCCCAAUACAGAUUGAUCAGAUUUGGAAGGAAAAUGGUUCUGGAUGUGUAGCAGAAAGAGACCCAUCAGAUUUUUGCCAAAAUUUGUUUUGCGUACUACAGAAAAAUGAAUCCGACACUUCUUUUAACAUAAGUGAGCUUGCUGUGAAAAGAGAGAAUAUUUCUUCGAAUUCGAAUCCAAAUUUUUCGCGUAACACUUUUCCUAAUGGAACACCGCUUGACAUGAGGAGUGUGAAUGCUUCGAAUAACCGUCAAAACCUUUCUCGUAGACCUUUUGAAAACGGUACAUUAGCUGCGAAGAAUGAGAAUAUUUCUACAAAUUACAAUCAAAACUAUUCUCGCAAUCCUUUGACAAAUGGUACACAUGAUGUGAAGAAUGCGAAUGCUUCUCCGAAUAUCCAUCGAAACGGUUCACAUGAUUCUUUGUCCAACGGUUCUUUUGCUAUGAAGACUCAGAAUAUUUCGUCAAAUCAUCAGCCAAACGGUUCCAUUAAUGCCCUUCCAAAUGUUGGUGCUGGAGGACCAGAAAUUUUGGAUUCAUUAAUUUCACCAUUUUAUCCUAUCGAAUUUACGAUACCUAGAGCUACUGAAGGUUUAUAUAGAGGAGAUCGUCUGAGGCGAUCAGCAGAACCCUGUGCUAUACCCCAGCUUGACAAUGCAGAAAUCACAUGUUAUAAAUGGCCCAACUGGAUAAACUGCGUAGUGAAGUGUAUCUACGGCUAUGGCCUUAAUAUGGGAAACAAGGUGACUCGUAAGACUUCGGUCAACUGUAGGCUAACCGAAGAUAAGUGGAAACCGAGAGACUUUGAAGAUUGCAAACCCUACAUCAACUGCAAGGCUCAUUUGAUCUCUCCUGGAGACCUGAACUGCGUAGAACCGCUCAAGGAGCCACCUUACUGCGACAUUUCUUGCCUGGAGUAUGAUCAGUAUGAUGCUAUAGAAACUAAAAGAUACGUCUGCAACGGAACUACUUUCCCAAAUUUACCCCACUGCGCUAUGGUCAAUGAAGGAGCUGACUUAAUUCCAAAGCCAUCAGACUAAAAUAUUCUGCUAACACUAGACACAAAAAGGAAUUUUCUCAGUACCUAAUCAUGAACUAAUUGUAUCUUCUUUUAUAUAAACUGUAGUUAUUCAUUGAUCUGCGUUUUAUUUUUUUCUUGAAGUUGCUCAUCAUGCACAAAUUAAAAACAG
Molecule: messenger RNA, 1442 nt
Organism: Stegodyphus dumicola
Lineage: Eukaryota; Metazoa; Arthropoda; Arachnida; Araneae; Eresidae
Source: RefSeq, a predicted model, not a curated record